Molecule: messenger RNA, 1698 nt
Organism: Drosophila rhopaloa
Lineage: Eukaryota; Metazoa; Arthropoda; Insecta; Diptera; Drosophilidae
Gene: Hen1
Product: small RNA 2'-O-methyltransferase
Exons: 3
Coding region: 16-1212 (398 amino acids)
Biological process (GO): RNA methylation; piRNA processing; siRNA processing
Cellular component (GO): nucleus; cytoplasm
Molecular function (GO): RNA methyltransferase activity; O-methyltransferase activity
Source: RefSeq, a predicted model, not a curated record
CUUAUACGACGCGCAAUGUUUUGCUACAAGUUUCCCUGCGGGGAUUUCCAAACACUAACAACAAUGACUGAAACCGGGAUUACUUUUGAUCCGCCGGUGUACGAGCAGCGUUACUGUGCCGCUAUCCAGUUCCUGGAGGACUCCCGCUGGACGGAGCAGAUCAAGAAAGUUGUGGAGUUUGGCUGUGCGGAGAUGCGCUUUUUUCAGCUAAUGCGUCGCAUUGAGACAAUAGAAAAUAUUCUACUGGUUGAUAUUGACGAGCCCUUGCUGAGGAAAAACUCAAUUAGCGUCAAUCCUUUGGUAUCUGAUUAUAUAAGGCAUCGUUUGAGUCCUCUGAACGUUCGAAUUCUUCAGGGAAGCGUUGCAGAUUCUUCCGAAGAAUUGCGAAAUACAGACGCCGUAGUUGCCUUGGAACUAAUUGAGCAUGUAUAUGACGAUGUUUUGUCCAAAAUUCCAUCCAAUGUUUUUGGUUUUAUGCAGCCAAAAUUGGUGGUUUUCAGCACCCCAAACUCAGAUUAUAAUGUAAUCUUUACGAGAUUCAAUCCUUUGCUGCCGAAUGGAUUCCGCCACGACGAUCACAAGUUUGAAUGGACUCGGGAGGAGUUCAAAAGCUGGUGUUUGAGCAUUGUUGAGAAGUACCCGAAUUACAUGUUCUCCUUGUUGGGAGUGGGGAAUCCGCCCAAGGACCUCGAAUCGGUGGGGCAUGUGUCCCAGAUAGCUAUAUUCGUUCGGAAGGAUUUCUUGGAAUCGCAAUUGGAGAAUCCGUUGGUCACCAAUCCCAAGCUUGAUGAGGAAUCCACUCCCUACAAGCUUGUUCAUUCUGUCGACUAUCCCUUCAAUGUGGAUACGCGUACAGAAAAGGAAAAGAUCUGGAACGAAGUGCAAAUUGAAUUGAAUCGUUUUAAAAGAAUCGCCAAUUCUUCAGAGAAUGAAAUAGAUCAUUACCAGGACACCUACAAAAUGCCAAUUGCAGACCUAUUGGAACGCCUACAUUACGUAAAAGCUACAAAAGAAAUCUUGGGGGAAUUACUACAUGAAAACAAUAUUAAAGUUGAGGAUGAAUACGUUAUAAUAGAAGAUUCCGAUGAGGAAUCGCAGUGGUCCGAUCCCAACGACCUGUCUGAACACCUUUCCCAGGAGGCUGUAUUAAUUGAUCAAGAGCAAGAUCAAGAAGAGGAGUACUGGGAUUCCAACCCCGAAAACGGAACUUAAUACUUUAAACUCUUAAUUCAACUACAACUUAAGUUUAUACUUAAGUUUUGACGAUGUUCAUUUGGUUACGUCGUAAUCUGACAAACUGUCACGCUCAAAUUUUUGAUCUAAAAUAUUGUUUUUACAUUUCCAUUACAUAAGCCAUUUCUUUAACAAUUAUGGAAUCACUGUCAUGAUAAACCAAAGACCUUUAUAUAAUUUAUAAUUCCUAAAAGAUAAGUUUAGCUUAUAAAGUUCAACUUAUAUAAAUACGAGUGAUAGAAUUUCUUAAUUCUUAAUACUAAAACUAUAAAUUCAUAUUUCAGGAUCCUGAUCUGGCAUCUAGUUUUUACCUUAUAAGAUCAUAUUAUUCAUACUCAAAAACUUUACAUUUCAUUUUGUAAUACUUAUCUUUAACUACAUAAUUCCUUCGAGUCAUUAAUUCCAUGUUGGAUUGUUAAAUAAACAAAAGCAUUCCCCAUGUUUUGUUAACUGACAAUCUGUUGA